AUGAUUCAUGAAGUGGGAAUAAUGAUGACCAAUCUUCAAAAGAGGGCAAUUGCUCGUAAACAAUUAGAAGAGAGUUUAAAGGAUUAUGAAGAACCUAUUAAAUACACAAGAGCAUUGUUAUUGUGGACACGUCCAAUCGAAUUUGGUGUACUGUUGUUGGCAAUCACUGCAUUGAUAUACUAUUUCAAAGAUACUUCAAUCUCUGUCGUCACUGCCGUCUUUAUCAUUAUACCUAUCUGUUUAUUGUUUAACAUUCUUUCUCAAAGUUAUCAAUUCAAUGUAUUGACAAAGUUAUUCCCACGUUCAACAUCACAUGAACCAUACCUUGAAGCUAUUAGAGUACUUUCCGAUAUUAAAUUCAGUAUUACCGAACACUUCAAUGACUUGAGAACUUUCAAGAAACUUUCACCAGUUCAAUUUUUAAUUCAAACUGGUAUUGUUUGUAUGAUUUUGGCAUUUGUUGGAACUUUGUUUUCUGGAUUUACUUUAUUCAUCAUUGCUUUAUAUUCUAUUAUUCUUUUACCAGGAUUCAUUUAUAAUCAACAUCAUACAUUGAUUGUUAGCAAUAUUGCACCAUAUGUUGAAAAGUUGGUUGCUAUUGUCAACGAUCUCAUCAAACAAGUUUCAAAUCAACUUGUUAAUAAACCACAAGCUGGUGGUAUCAACAAUCCAGCUGCUGCUGCUGCCGCUGCUGCUUCAGGAUCGGUCAACAAUGUCAGAAACAAUGUAGAUGGUGUUGCAAAUGCUGCAUCACAACAUUAUUCCGAAUUUAGAAACAAAAAGAAUUCCUAA
Molecule: messenger RNA, 792 nt
Organism: Cavenderia fasciculata
Lineage: Eukaryota; Evosea; Eumycetozoa; Acytosteliales; Cavenderiaceae
Exons: 5
Coding region: 1-792 (263 amino acids)
Source: RefSeq, a predicted model, not a curated record